Cherax quadricarinatus is the source of this 425-nucleotide messenger RNA. NCBI's taxonomy places the organism in Eukaryota, Metazoa, Arthropoda, Malacostraca, Decapoda, Parastacidae. The record is from RefSeq and is a predicted model, not a curated record.
CUUUUUUUGUAUGUUUCAGGAAAGAAAAAUACUUAGCAGAAUGUGGCCCAGCUCUCACCUCUCAACAGCAAAAAAGCCAAUAAUCACACCACAAGACUUGGCUCUGUAGGAACAAUAUGUGGGGUCAACCUAAGUAGAGACAUAUUCGAGACAUGUCGCUGUAUGAUGACAUUGACACAGACAAAGCUUCAGGUGCUUCAGGAUGGGCAUCAGGCAUCAAACUUAUGCAUAAUCAGCUUGCAUUUAAAAAGGCUACCAUCACAACACCAAAGCGUGACCAGACUCGACGAGUGGCUGGCACCAAAUUACCACCCGUCAUUGACCUAAAGUCCCGACGUGAUGAGGACGAAAAUACUCCACCGUCACAUGGUUUUCAGGGGCAAAAGGUUGGUCAUGCCUCAGUCAUAUAAGAUGUUUAGUGGGAC